Dichotomopilus funicola is the source of this 597-nucleotide messenger RNA. RefSeq lists its product as uncharacterized. Lineage: Eukaryota; Fungi; Ascomycota; Sordariomycetes; Sordariales; Chaetomiaceae. The record is from RefSeq and is a predicted model, not a curated record. Bases 1 to 597 code for a protein of 198 amino acids. The transcript is spliced from 2 exons.
AUGAAGUUCACCACCCUUACCCUCCUUGCCGGAGUGGCCGCUUCCGUGUCUGCCGCAGCCCUGACGCCCAAGGCCGCGGCCUUGGAGAAGUUCAACCUCGAGGUAUCGUCCUGGGACUCACGACUGAACGGGAAAUCCAUUACGGCGAGCAACAACAAGCUCAAGGUGUCGCUGUCGGAUAGCACGGAGGAUGAAGGGUGCAACGGGCCAGCUACCCUGUUUGUCCAGUACCAGGCGCUGUUUUUGUACAACGGCGAUUACGAGUCCUUUCAGCAGGUUGCGGUCGACCGCUCCGAAGAUGGCCAGGACCAGCUGCAGUACUUCACCAACCUCCACGGCAAGCCUCAGCCCUUCCAGAUCAAGCCCUGGUCCGUCGACGAGUACAGCCGGAACCUCUUGUUUGGCGACGUCUUGUUAGGCCUCACCUCUUUCUGGGCAUGCCCGGACUCCAACAAUGAGGACACGCUCUCGAUCUACCUCGACUCGGGCUUCGGGGAACCGGCUGGCCAGCACGACUGUGUCAUUUUGCAGCUCAAGACCGUCCCUCAGGGCGCGCCGCAGGCCUGCGAGUAUAGCGAGUUUAACAACCACCCCUAG